CCUAUUGUCCUAUUUGAACCCCGCCCAAACUCCCGAACCAUCCAUCCGCCCCGCCCACACUGGCCUUUCGAUUUUGAUACAUUCAGGCCUUCUCCGAAGUGGGUUCAACUCAAUUCGAACCCGUAGCUUGUGUACCAUAACAAGUUUUCCCAACAAUGGUGGGGAAGAGAAGUAUUUCUAAUGGAACUCGGAGCAAAAAAUUGUCUAAGCCCGAAAACCCAUCUGCCCCAAAAAGGAAGAACAGAGAUGAGGAGGAGGAGAAGGAGGAGCAAGAGGUUUUGAUUUUGGAGUCGUCGAGCUCCAAGCCAGAACGGGGGAAAAAAGUUGUUACGAAGAAAGCGAAAAAAGGAGCAAAAGAGGACAGCGACGACGAGGAUAUUCGCUUAUUGUUUGAAGAGAAGGUCGCUUCCCAGAUUGCUGCAAAGGAAUGGGGGAAAAUUGGGAAAAGUGGGUUGAUGAAAAUAAGAAAAGUGGUGGCGCUGGUAGUAGUAGUACUCCGAAGGAAGUUGAGAAGAAGAAAAGUCAAGGAAAAAAGAAAGCUGUGGCGGAAGAGGAGGAGAGGGAGCAGGAGAGUAGUGGGAAGAAAGAGAUGAAGAAUUCGAAGAAGAAGAAGAAUAUGGUCGCGGUGGAAGAGGGAGAUGAUGAAAACGAGCGGGAAGAAGGGCCCAGUGCAAAUUUCCCAUGAACAGGAUACAAAAAAUAAUGAAGGAUCACGAUGCCAGUGCCAGGUUGGCUCAGGAGGCUAUAUUCUUGGCAAAUAAAGCUUCGGAGAAAUUUCUCGAAUUGUACUGCAGGGAAGCAUAUGCUUGUGCUUCCUUGAUCACAAGAAACAAGUUUCUUAUGACCACCUAGCUUCUGUAGUUUCAAAAAGGAAGAGAUUUGACUUCCUCUCAGCUGAUUGGGCCUCAAUAGAGGCAUUUGCUCCUGCCAUGAAAGAACGACAGCAGCGACAAUUAGCCAAGGAUCCAUCCAGCUCUAGCCCGCAAAACCCAGGAGCUCCUGAAGAACCUUCCAACCCAAGAGCAUCUCGUUGGCCGAAGAGGCAGAAAACAGCAAAUGGUGCGCAGGUAUCAUCCAGAGAACAGGCCUGGAUUAUUCUCCAGUGGAGUCUGAAUCUUCUUCGCUGCCUUCUAGACACCGUUUCAGGCUUGAAGUUAAUGUCUCUCCUACAGAACAUGAAUCUGCUUACCUUUGAGAUGAUAUCUCCAAGGAAGAAUCUUCAGAUUUUGAAAGACUUGGAACGUGAUGACCUGGGUGGUAACGACGAGGAGCCUGCUGGUGCUAAUACUAGUACUACAAGGGCUUCAGAAGCAGAAGGUGAAGCUAAGUCCUCAAAGAAUGAUCCACGCUACGCUGCAGCUGCUUUUGGCGCUGAUGAAUUUAUGAAUAAUCCCUCUUUACAUGAUUGCCAACUCUUGCAGCCUUGAUAUAUCACUCUUUCUUUUAGUCAUGGAAGAGGUGCAUUUCCGGGUUUAAUUUUGUAAUUCUGGACUUGAAGAUAUUUUUAUUUUGGACCCUUAUCAUGAAAUGGUCUUGAACUAGCUAGUAUUUAAGACAACAUGCUUUCUUAUUUUCAGAGAUAUAGGUGUUACAGAUAUUAAUAAGGAUAUUAUGGAGUUAAUGCAUGCUGAACAUAGAAGAGAUCAUGCUUCACUAUAAUUAAUUUUAGAGUUUUUUUUUUUUUUUGGGGGUUUGGUUGGACAAGUCAGUGUUUCAAGUUGUAGGGUUACUUAAUUGAUUUAGCUUCGAUUAUAUGUAUUAUGACUAGCAAAUAUGUUCUUUGCUAA
Coffea arabica (coffee) is the source of this 1787-nucleotide messenger RNA. RefSeq lists its product as uncharacterized. Gene Ontology annotation, molecular function: transcription cis-regulatory region binding; protein heterodimerization activity. The record is from RefSeq and is a predicted model, not a curated record. Lineage: Eukaryota; Viridiplantae; Streptophyta; Magnoliopsida; Gentianales; Rubiaceae. Gene Ontology annotation, cellular component: nucleus. Gene Ontology annotation, biological process: regulation of DNA-templated transcription.